AUGGCCAUAUUGCUAUCCCCAGAUCAUCAUCUGAUUGAAUUCCCUGCCACCAUACUACCAGAGGGAAUCACAACAGGCUCAAUCGUAAAUCUCACCAUAGAAAGAAACGAAGACGAAGAACGCCGCCUCCGUGAAGAAUUCGUCACCAUACAGGAAGACAUAUUCAAAAACUUUUGCACACCACCUGAAGCACCAGCCAUAUCAGUCAAAUCAGUCACCCAGACUUCCGUAACGAUACAAUGGAAACCACUCAAACUCCACUCGGCUGAUUUACGCGGUAUAGACGUGUAUCGCAGUGGCCAGAAACUGUCGAUUCAGGUAUCGGGAUUCUCAACGUCGUGUAAAUUGUCGGGUCUGGAUGUAAACCAUGACUAUGAUAUCUGGAUCUCACUGCGUACGUCGGCUGGUGCGUUGACGUCGAAUCGUGUACAGGUUAGGACGCAUACGUUGGAGAAUCUGAGGGGUAUCAAUGUAUGUUUUGCGGCUAUACAGUCGGAUGGGGAGAUGGAUUCGCUUAUUGCAUUGCUCAAACGUAUUGGGGCUUCAUAUACCGAGGAAUUGACGACUGAUAACACGCACUUGGUCUGUUCUCAGCCACGAGGGCCAAAGUAUGAGCGCGCUGUCGAAUGGAAUAUACCGGCCGUAUCGCCAGAUUUCUUGAGAGCGUGUGAAAAUGCUAAUCGCAUUCAACCAGCUCACUCGUAUUACGUCGUCCCUACAGGCAGGUCCGGGUCUGGAGAUGGGCGAUAG
This is a messenger RNA of Synchytrium microbalum, 750 nucleotides long. RefSeq lists its product as uncharacterized. The record is from RefSeq and is a predicted model, not a curated record. Gene Ontology annotation, biological process: conjugation with cellular fusion; Golgi to plasma membrane transport. Lineage: Eukaryota; Fungi; Chytridiomycota; Chytridiomycetes; Synchytriales; Synchytriaceae. Bases 1 to 750 code for a protein of 249 amino acids. Gene Ontology annotation, cellular component: trans-Golgi network; exomer complex. The transcript is spliced from 3 exons. Gene Ontology annotation, molecular function: protein dimerization activity.